Molecule: messenger RNA, 261 nt
Organism: Trichoderma asperellum CBS 433.97
Lineage: Eukaryota; Fungi; Ascomycota; Sordariomycetes; Hypocreales; Hypocreaceae
Source: RefSeq, a predicted model, not a curated record
UAUAAUAAACUGCCGACUAAAGAUAAGAGAUUAGUCGUGGAAGCUUUCGAAAGUGCUUUGACUAGGAGAGAACAUAGCUUGAUACCAUUCCGGAAGAAGGGCUUGAUCUUUCUCAGAUGGGAAUUUAGGUGCCCGAAGUGCAAAAUUGAAAAGCCGGCCGAGUACUUCGUAGCCAACAAAUUUACUCUUAGUGUGCCUAGAGAUGAGGAUUCUGAACCUCUUUUGAUAAGCAGGCGCAAUUGCACAAAGUGCGGCAAUUGA